Messenger RNA from Mytilinidion resinicola, 912 nucleotides. RefSeq names its product NAD(P)-binding protein. The record is from RefSeq and is a predicted model, not a curated record. NCBI's taxonomy places the organism in Eukaryota, Fungi, Ascomycota, Dothideomycetes, Mytilinidiales, Mytilinidiaceae. The coding region runs from base 1 to 912 and encodes 303 amino acids. The transcript is spliced from 6 exons.
AUGGCGUCGACACACAAAUCAUCCUCCCUUUUGCCGGGAGUUGCCUUUGUCACGGGCGGCGGACGUGGCCUGGGACUCGCAAUUGCUGUGUCAUUUGCGAAAUCGGGGGCAAGAGGUGUUGUGAUCGUUGAUAUCCAGGAUGAUGAAACCAUGGCAAGCGCGAAGGCGGAAGUCGAAUCUCAUGGAAACCAGGCAAGUUUUUGCGGCAUACAAUUCAUGUUAUGUCUUCUGUUCAGCUUGCUUACGGGAAACUGGGCGCUGGAACAGGUGAAGUGUUUGCCCAUCCGAGCCAACGUCACAGACGAGAAGGACUUCGAGAGCGCCAUUGCCAAAACGGUCUCUGAAUUUGGACGCAUUGACUACACAGCAAACUUCGCAGGAGUGGGUGGCCCACAUAAACCUGUUUCGGAGAUCACUGUUGAAGAGUGGGAAAAAGUAAUGGCAGUCAACACGACAGGGGUUUUCAUUAGCACAAAACAUCAGCUGUUGCAGAUGAUGAAACAAGACCCUAUCGAAUGGGAGGCUGGACGCGUGGCCAUUAGGGGUUCAAUUGUGAACUGCGCCUCGGUGAAUUCGGUUCAAGCUAUGGCUGGAACCGUUCAUGGAGGAAACAAAGUACUGACGUUCCAACCCCGACCCUUGAAGGCGGCGUUAGAAGCUCGACAGCACGGAAUAAGAGUCAAUGCGCUGUCGCCAGGUUUCAUCUUGACCAAGAUCGCUGAGCCAAUUGUCAAAUCAGAUCCCCAGGUUUUCGAGGCAUGGAAGUCAUUCGAGGCCCGCCAAGGUCGAACAGGGAAACCAGAGGAGAUCGGUGACGCGGUUGCGUUGUUGUCCUCGAACCAAAUGAGCCUUGUCAAUGGUCAAAAUCUUGUCGUGGAUGGUGGCUUUACGGUCAAUACAACUACGUAUUAG